AUUUUCAGUUACAGGAGACUUUUGACUAUGCUUAGUUCGUGGAAAUUUAGAAACUUAUUUAUACACCAUAGGAAGAUGCAUUCUGAAAGAAUUAAGAUAUGUACAGUCAUCAAGCUGCAGAGAAAUGAAAAGAAAUCACAGUGUCGUGGGAAAAUUUCGAUGUAGAAAACUCGCCAGGGAAUGCAGAAAUCGCAUAAAAUUUCUUCACUUUAAUUUAAGUUUGUUCAAAUUAACAUCCGCGGGAAAUCAGUCGAUAUUUUGGCAAGUGGACGCGAUUAUGCACCGCAUAUACCAGCAAUUUUUAAACAAUUUUCUAAACAUUGUUUUGUACUCAUAUUUUCCGGUAUUGAACAUUCAUAAAGUUGCGAGGAAAUUUGUUCGGGUAUCAAAUUAUUUGUGAAUGAUGUCUUGCGCAAUGACAAGUAAAAAAUAUAACAGAAAAUUUAUUCGAUUCCAACUGUUACUUGAUUAUAAUAAGGAAUGGAUUCGUUAUAAAAUCUAGGUUACUGGACGCUAAGAUUUAUACAGUUUUUAAUUCGCCGUUAUUUAAUUCAUAUUUAAGAAUGAAUCAGUCGUUUCCUUGUGAAUCAAAAGUUAUCGGAAGAGAUAAGACCGUUUAAAAAAUUUCCAGUAAUUUUGUUUGUGCCAAUGAUAGCAAACACUAUUGAAAAAACUUCCCUACUUUGUGACGGGAAAGAAUCUGAGUAAAUUCGAAUUAUACAAGCUGAGUUGCGCAGGAGCCGAGCAGCUGAGACACAAGUAAAACUAAAGCAAAAUAACGUGCGUCGCGCACGUGGUUUAAUUCAGUCAAGUUGAGACGAUGGUAGAGUGACAGUAUUCGGUGUUAAAUAAUAAUCAGAUCGCGAGGCAAAUGACAGUUCAAGAAAUGGACAUAUCCCUGAACAUUUCGGCCUCCCCAGUCGCUGGUAAAACAAAAAAGGUCGCGGGAUAUAAGAAGGAGUUUUUCAAACCGCAGUUCAAACGAGAAGUGAAAAAGAUUGCACGUGACAAGGCGAGGGCCGAACCGACAGCUGCUGGUCCCAAACAUAGAGUCAAGCAGAAAUCACUCGCAGCUAUUGUCAGCAGGAAUUUGGGCCAAGGCGGAGGCGCCACAGCUUUUCCCAAAACAGAGACGCGUCUUGAGCCUGAUAAACCACAGUCUCAACCUAAACAGGCUACAGACUCAGGUUCGAAGAGCCAGGAUCAGCUGAUCGUAAGUAGCGAGGCGGACAAACCGAUUGUUUCAUUUGCCAAACCCGGGAAGCAAAUUGGAAUCAAAACAAUUUUGGCCAAGAGGCGAGAGACGGGGGAAAGCAAGGAGAAAAAGUCGCUCGUUGAUAUAUUUGGAGAGAAAUCAAGUAUCGCUGCAAUUUCAUUGCCCAGUAAAAGCGAAACUCCGGGCUUCAAUGGCGCUAAAAGAAAGUUUAGCGACGCUCAGGUAAUUGUCGACUCAAAAAGCCCGAGGAAAAAGGGCAAGUUCAAUGACGCGAGGAAUCUACAAGCUGGAAACACUGAAAUAAAAAACGUUAGCUUCAAGAAUGCUGUAGAAAAUGCAAGUGUCAAAGCUAUGCCAAGCAGAACUGGUGGCUCUGGAAAGAUUUCAUCCUUGUUUGGGAAUAAUCCUGAAAUACCGAACCUCGGGCAGAGAUUCGUCGAGCCUGUGAAUGAAGCAGUUUUCAGCAGUACUAAAUUCACGGACUUCGAUCUUCAUCCGUUCACGGCUUCUAACUUGGAACAGAACAUGCAGAUAACUAAAUUAACUACCGUCCAGCAAAAAGCUAUCCCUCAUAUAUUGUCUGGGAAAGAUGUUCUCGUUCGGUCUCAGACUGGUUCCGGCAAGACGCUGGCAUACGCGCUGCCGAUCGUUGAAUCGCUUCACAAAGUGAGACCGAAACUUACGCGGGACAGCGGGCUGCGCGCCUUGGUUAUUGUGCCGACAAGGGAACUCGCUCUGCAGACAUACGAGUGUUUUCUGAAGCUUAUAAAACCAUUUACUUGGAUCGUACCCGGAUAUCUAGUGGGUGGUGAAAAACGCAAGGCGGAAAAAGCUAGGUUGAGAAAAGGAUGUAAUCUUCUUGUUGCCACACCUGGCAGGCUGCUGGAUCACGUCAAACAUACGGAAGCGCUAAGGCUCCACGAUGUUCAAUGUUUCGUUCUAGACGAGGCUGACAGGAUGCUCGAUAUGGGAUAUGAAAAAGAUAUUUCCGGCAUCGUUUCUGCUUUGGAGGAGCAGAAAGGUUUACCCAGAUUUGGUGUAAAAAAGUUCGUAAAAAUCGAGACCGACAAUUCGGGUUACAAUCCAUUGGCGAUGCUUCGACAAAACGGCAAGAAAACAUUCACCGACGAGGAUGUAGACUCGAUGUUGACGGAAACGAGUAAAAUCGGCGAGAAAGAGGAUUCCAGCCUUCCAGUAGAACCGCCGUCGAAUAUCGUCAACGCUCAGAGAGCGAAACCGUCGGAUAACGUCGCCGUCGAUUCUGAAGUCGAGGAGAACGAGGCCGAAGAUGAGGAUGACAACGAGUUUACGAUACAGCGAGAAUAUCACUCAGGGACGGACAGCGACCCGGAGAAGGAGGAACAAGAGUUUCCAAUUAGAAACGAGAGGAACAAACGGAAGAAACCGCUGCCUUUGUCGCUUCGCGAUAAAACCAGGAUCAUCGCCUCGCGGCACAAAAUUCAAGCGGUCGUAUCGGAGUCGGAAUCGAACGAUUCGAACGACAAUUCAGACGGUGAAAAAAAUACGAAGGAAAUUCACGAGGUCGUGGAUACGACUUUGAAAAAUCAGAGCAAAAGACAGACCGUUCUACUUUCAGCCACUUUGACUCAGGCGGUUGAAAAAUUGGCUGGACUCACGAUGGACAAUCCGGUCAUCGUCGACGCGGCGAAAGAAAAUUUAAUCAAAUCUGGCGGUAAUGUGGCCGAAAUAAAUGAGGAUCUAAUCGUUCCGCAGAGCGUCAAUCAAACCUACGUUGUAACUCCCCCCAAAUUGAGGUUGGUCAGCCUGAGUGCCUACAUAGCUGGCAAAUGUCAGGCCGCGGGCCAGCACAAGAUUUUAGUCUUCAUGGCGACACAAGACAUGGUGGAUUAUCACGCCGAAAUCCUUACUUCGGUGCUUUGCAAGCAGUCCGACGAGGAUGACGAAGACUCCGAGCCUUUGGUCGACGUUGAAUUCUUCAAGCUCCACGGAAACAUGACGCAGAAGGAACGCACCGAAGUUUUCAAAACGUUCAGGGCUGCCAAAAGCGGCGUUCUCCUCUGCACGGACGUCGCGGCUCGUGGUCUGGACUUGCCGAAGGUCGACAGCGUGGUCCAGUACACGGGUCCACUGUCGGCGAGGGACUACGUCCAUCGGGUGGGGAGAACAGCCAGAGCCGGAUCCUCGGGGAGCGCCGUGAUAUUCCUGACACCGCCGGAAGUCGAGUUUGUCCGGAUGCUCGAGUCGCGAAGAGUCCGCAUACGCCAGGAGGACAUGACCGGCAUCCUGGACAAACUGUUGGGUCCGAUUUCCCAGCACAACAGUGUCCAAGCCGCAGCCACAGCUCUCCAAAAUCAAUUCGAAACCCUCGUUCUCGAGGACAAGGAGAUGCACAGAAGAGCCUGCAAGGCCUACGUAUCCUGGAUCCGUUUUUACGCAAGCUAUCCCAAAGACAUGCGGGAGAUAUUUGACAGGCGGGAACUUCACCUUGGACAUUUUGCAAAGAGUUUCGGACUCCGAGAUCCGCCGCAAAAAAUUGGCGGUGUUGGAAAGACGAUUCAGCACGACGACAUCAAAAAUAAGAUUCACAAUAAUCGUCUAUCGAAUGAACGACCGAAAAAAAUCUUUACGAAGAAACAAGGAGGGGGCGGCCCUGGAUCUAAACCAAACGCUCUCAAGAAGGUCCGAAUGCUCAACACUUCCGAAUAUGCCAGUGGAUUGGAGACUGUUAAGAAACAAAAGAAAUUUUGAGGUAAAAAAUCGAUAUGAUUUAAAGUAAAAAUUAUCACGAAGAAUAAUUGAUAAAGAUAAUAUUUCAACUAUCGGAGAUUUUGGGAUUCAUCAUUCGUUUCUCUUUGAAACGAAUUAUUUUGGAUCUGAAAACUUUGAAAAUGUUAAUUUUGAAUGUUAUUUAUUUGUUAAAAAUUGAAUAAAAGUAAUGAUGACUUAUCAGAAA
Messenger RNA from Neodiprion fabricii, 4151 nucleotides. Its product is annotated as probable ATP-dependent RNA helicase DDX31. Gene Ontology annotation, molecular function: nucleic acid binding; ATP binding. NCBI's taxonomy places the organism in Eukaryota, Metazoa, Arthropoda, Insecta, Hymenoptera, Diprionidae. The coding region runs from base 872 to 3946 and encodes 1024 amino acids. Gene Ontology annotation, cellular component: nucleus. The record is from RefSeq and is a predicted model, not a curated record. Gene Ontology annotation, biological process: ribosome biogenesis. The transcript has 10 exons.